Esox lucius (northern pike) is the source of this 1317-nucleotide messenger RNA. It is a transcript of the gene ssr1, whose product is annotated as signal sequence receptor, alpha. Gene Ontology annotation, cellular component: endoplasmic reticulum; endoplasmic reticulum membrane. The transcript is spliced from 9 exons. The record is from RefSeq and is a predicted model, not a curated record. The coding region runs from base 115 to 1014 and encodes 299 amino acids. NCBI's taxonomy places the organism in Eukaryota, Metazoa, Chordata, Actinopteri, Esociformes, Esocidae.
CGCAUUUCAAUUUACAUGUAGGACUGUUCUGAACAUAGCAAGCUAGCUAGCAGGCUUUAGGGAAGCGCGGCGUAUCAUCGGGAAGGAGGAUUCGUAUAGAUAUUGUUCUUCAAAAUGAGAAUUCUACCGAAACUGCUUUUGCUAGUAUUACUAGCUUUCCCGGUAACAAUUUUCAUGAAAGGUCCAGUUGUGGCAGCCCAGGAUGCUACUGAGGAUGAGGAGGCAGCAGAUGAAGACACUGUUGAUGACGUUGAUGUGAACGCUGAGGAUGAAGAUGAUGAGGCCGAAGUUGAAGAUGAUGAAAACACAGAAUUGACUGAAGAAAAAGAGGAAGAGGAAGAGGAAGCAGUUGGAGGAGAGGCAAAAGCUUCCCCCAAUGCUGACACGACCAUCCUCUUCGUCAAGGGAGACGGUAGGGACUUCCCGGCCAACGACAUUGUCAAGUUCCUGAUGGGCUUCACCAACAAGGGCAGCGACAACUUCAUCGUGGAGUCGCUGGACGCCUCCUUCCGCUACCCUCAGGACUUCCAGUUCUACAUCCAGAACUUCACGGCCCUGCAGCUGGGCACGGUGGUCCACCCCGGGCGCCAGGCCACCUUCGAGUAUUCCUUCAUCCCGGCCGAGCCCAUGGGAGGAAGGCCCUUCGGCCUGGUCAUCAACAUCAACUACAAGGACAGCAACGGCAACGUAUUCCAGGAUGCUGUGUUCAACCAGACAGUGACCAUCACCGAGAGAGAGGAUGGUCUGGAUGGAGAGACGAUCUUCAUGUAUGUGUUCCUGUCUGGUCUGGGUCUGCUGGUGGUGGUUGGCCUUCAUCAGCUGCUGGAGUCCAGAAAGAGGAGACGGCCAGCUGCCAAGGUGGAGAUGGGAACGUCUAACCACAAUGACGUGGAUAUGAGUUGGAUUCCCCAGGAGACCCUCAAUCAGAUCAUGCAAAGUCGGCGAGACAAGGCCUCCCCUAGGCGAUCUCCACGCAAGCGGACACAAAAGCGCUCUGCUGGUUCCGACGAGUGAUUGGGGGGCGGCCCCCCGCUCAGUUGUAGUCGCGCUUGGCACCUGACGCGGCCAUACCGCCCAGAACCAACCUUGCCAGGUGUGGAGAUGGAACACUCAACAGCCUUCUCUCCAGCACAGAGCCAAGUGCCAUCCUCUUUACAAGAGACUGGCUUCUACCACUAGACAAUAACAAAACAAAAAAAACGGUCCCAUAAUUUUUUUUAUUUGGUUCUGCCUUGGGGGGGGGGGGGGUGGUUAUUCUCGCAGAGGUGUCGUGAUAAAACAUUAAAUUCAUUUUGAGUAGGUUUCUGUAAAGAUGUC